CUCUCCUCCUCUCUUACUCCAGCGAGCGUGUGUGUGUGUGUGUGUGAGUGAGUGCGAGUGUGUGUGAGUGUCUUACUCCUACAUUACACUCACUUCAUUUAUCAGUAAAACUACACCCUGAGAAGAGACACACGUUGUGGAAUACCAUGUCAGACACGGAGACAAAACCAACCAGUGAAGGAGCAGAGAAGAAGGAUGGAGAGUACAUUAAACUCAAAGUGAUUGGCCAGGACAACAGUGAAAUUCACUUCAAGGUGAAAAUGACGACGCAUCUAAAGAAGCUGAAGGAGUCGUACAGUCAGAGACAGGGUGUCCCCAUGAACUCUCUACGGUUUCUCUUCGAAGGACAGAGGAUCGCAGAUAACCAGACUCCCAAAGAGUUGGGGAUGGAGGAUGAGGACGUGAUCGAGGUGUAUCAGGAACAGACCGGUGGCUACUGGAACGACUAGACCUUUACUUCAUCUCCUUAUCUUUUUAAAUCUUAAUUUUGUAUGUAUGAUGUUUAUUUCUUUCUGUUUCCUUUUGUGCUUCUCCCAGAGGGAAAUGGAAAAAAAAACAAAGAAAAAGAGGAAAACCAUCUGGAUCAAAGCGAUACUUCAGAGCGAGCGAGCGAGUGAGAGCGUUAGAGGUGGAGGAAAUGGGAAAGAAUAAGCAAAAAGCAAGGCUUUUUCCCCAAAAACCUUCCUUCCUCCCUCUCUCGCCCUCUCUCUCUCUCUCUCUCUCUCUCUGUCUCUCUCAGUCCAGUAAAUGUUCAGAGUCGGGAUUAGUGUGUGCCACUGAGCACCUGGUCUAAUUCCCCUGAUGAAUUUAUCCCCGUCAUCGAGGCUUCAUUUCCGCAGGAUAGACACUACACCGUUCGAGUCAGGUCUAUUCCUCUGUGAUGUUCCUCUUCUGUGUAAUUAUUGUCAGCUGAUAAAAAGCUGCGUUUUCCUUGUACGUGAGAUUUGCACGCAUCAAGGGAACUUCACCAGCUUUGUGUUUUGUGACUGUGUGUGAUGCAUGUGUUUUGUUUUGUUUUGUUUUUUUCGGUCUGUUUCGUCUGUCCUCCACUCAGACAUCUGCUCCCCUGAUUAGAAUAAUGCAUAAUGCAAUAAAACCAAGGCCCUGUUUUACGAUGUAAAAAGAUCUCUGAUCAACACUCAGGGGCGACGUUUAACCACGCAGAAAUGAUUCCACUGAUCUCUCUCUCUCUCUCACACAUGAUGAUGAUGUCACUGCACGUUUAGCUUUUUCUUUGUCCACUUCUUAGCUUUCAUUUUCAUGUACGUGAACUGGAGAGGACUUGGUCCAGAUGGUUUGUGGACAUAGAAAUUAUUAUUUUGCUUUUGUCUUGUUUUUUAAAUAAAAUGUGUCAUAAAAUCA
Molecule: messenger RNA, 1362 nt
Organism: Hemibagrus wyckioides
Lineage: Eukaryota; Metazoa; Chordata; Actinopteri; Siluriformes; Bagridae
Gene: sumo1
Product: small ubiquitin like modifier 1
Exons: 5
Coding region: 147-449 (100 amino acids)
Biological process (GO): protein sumoylation
Cellular component (GO): nucleus; PML body
Molecular function (GO): protein tag activity; ubiquitin-like protein ligase binding
Source: RefSeq, a predicted model, not a curated record